Molecule: messenger RNA, 468 nt
Organism: Hydra vulgaris (swiftwater hydra)
Lineage: Eukaryota; Metazoa; Cnidaria; Hydrozoa; Anthoathecata; Hydridae
Source: RefSeq, a predicted model, not a curated record
AUGGCUAAUAAACAGAGAGUUUGUUGCGUGGCUGUAGACGAGAAUAAAUGGAGCGAACAAGCUUUUCUAUGGUAUGUAGAAAAUAAUUAUACGAAAGAAGACACCCUUGUUGUUUUACACGUUCAAAGCAUCCCGGAUUUAUCUUGUUUUAAUUUGUUAGGUGGCAUACGUGUGCUUGAAGAGUUUAACGAAAAAUUGCGCGCAACUGUUGAGAAUGAAGACAAACUUAAGUUAAAGUAUAAUUUGCUUUGCAACCAAUUAAAUAUCGAAUUCAAAUUUGUUACAGUUGAAAAAUCAAGCUCUGUCGGCAAAGCUGUAUGUGACUUUUUGUGUUCUAAUUCUGUCAAUGUUGUUGUAUUAGGGAAAAGAUGGCUAAGCAACGUUGAAAGUUUUAUCUUGGGAAGUACUAGUGAUUAUGUGUUGCAUCAUUCGGAGAUACCCGUUAUUAUUGUUCCUUUUACACGUUAG